Molecule: messenger RNA, 2424 nt
Organism: Oikopleura dioica
Lineage: Eukaryota; Metazoa; Chordata; Appendicularia; Copelata; Oikopleuridae
Source: the annotation of a GenBank genome assembly
AUGGAACCAAUGCCGAUGUGGGACGGCAGCAUGGCGACACCUAACGGAGGAAUGCACGCUUCAGGAAACCAGCAGAAUCCAGCCGCACAGCAACAUCAUCAGCUUCACAAUCAACACCAGCUCCCGCCACAUUCACAGCACCAGAACGGAAAUCCCAAUCACUUCAACCAGAACAUGAGUAACAAUCAGAUGCCCCCUAGUGAUAAGCAUAAUCCCGUCGGCGCGUGGCAGAGAGGUGGCUGGGACUCCGGCAUUCAUUCAGGAGCUACCUCUCAGACGCCUUCAAUCGUUUCCGGCCAGCACUCAGAACUGUCGGCAAUCGUCAGCGAAUUCUCAGAGCACAUUCCCAACUUCGAGCAACAGGCCCAACAAGGUGCGCACAAUCCAAAUGGCCAAACAAACACAUCCGCUGUGGAAGCAGCUCAAGAAAUGCAACAAAUGUUUGACUACCAAGACGAGGAGGGCAUGGCCACAGCGAUUCCAAAGCUCGUCGAUUAUUUGAAAAACUCUGACACUACAAUUGUACAAUCAGCUUCGCAAACACUUCAUCAGUUUUCAAAACGAGAUGCUGCCAAGAGUCAACUAAUUACCCAGCGAAACGUUAUUCCUACCCUAAUCAUCGUCCUCCAGCAGACAAACGACCCCGACACCGCCAGAGCUGUUACUGGUACUUUGCACAAUGUUUCUCAGUCCGAUCCUGGGCGAAAAAUGAUCUACCAAUCGUCCGGAAUACCUGCCUUGGUUAAAGUUCUCCAGUGCUCGGUAGAUGCCGUCGUUUUCUACGCUAUCACUACUAUCCACAAUCUUCUUCUCCACAUCAAAGAGUCCAAGCAAAACCUACGCCAGACAAACGCGACCCAUCUGAUGGUAGAUCUCUUGCAGAAAAAGGGGAAUGUUAAAUUCCUGGCGAUUUGUACCGAUUGUCUGCACCUCCUUUCCUACCAACACAACGACACAAAAAUGCAAAUGUUCCAAGCCGGCGCCGCGCAUCACCUAAUCAACAUAAUGAACCAGAAUACUUACGAAAAGCUUCUUUGGACAACCUCGAGAGUUUUGAAAGUCCUCUCCGUCUGUAACCAGAAUAAAAGGGCAAUCGUUGAGGCUGGCGGAGUUCAGGCGCUUGGGCUUCAUCUUCAAAACGGCUCGUCGCGAUUAAUUUCAAACUGUCUUUGGACGUUGAGGAAUUUAUCAGACUGUGCGACUCAUAUUGGCGGUCUGAGUCCUCUUCUCCAGGCGCUGUUGCAAAGGCUUAAUUCGCAAGAUCAUCAGAACAUUGUGAUAGCAUGUGGAACCAUUGCGAAUUUGAGUUGCAAUAAUAUACAAAAUAAAGUUGACAUCGUUCGCCAUGGCGGAAUUGAAAGCCUUCUCCGCGUCAUCCAGCAGGUUGGAGAUCGAGCGGAAAUCGUCGAACCGGCUCUAUGCGCACUCAAGCAUAUUACUUCUCGGCACCCAGAAGCUGAUAGAGCUCAAGCAAUGGUCCGUGAAGCGAUGAAUGGAACGGGUCUUCAGCUUUUGCAUCGCUUGAUUCAGCCGGGUAGCGCGAAGCCUUCGAUAAGAAAGGGAGCGCUGCUGGUGAUGAAACAAUUGGCUCUUGAAGCCGGAUGUCGUCGAGCACUCGGCCAGGCGGAUAUUGUUGGAGAGUUGACUGCGAUGGCGAUGACUUCUGGAUCAUCCCUUCAACAAAACCCUGGUGAUAGAGAUGCGAUAUCGACUCUCGACUCAAUUUUCAACAUAUUUAUUGGGCUGAUAAAAGAGCCAGAUUUGAAGAUGCGGAUAAAGAGUCAACAAAACCUACCCUUUUUCAUACAGCUCUUCCAUCAUCAACACCUCCAAAUGACAGUCGGUGCGCUUCUCGGAAACCUCUGCGUGACAGAAACCGAUGUUCUUCAAGAAGUCGAGCGUAGUCAAAUUCGCGAGCAGGUCGAGCGAGUCUUUCAACACAGUGAAGCCAAGCGAGUUGAAGUUGAGCGGCGGUCAAGGGGAGGUCAAAUGGGAGGCCCCCCUCCUGGACAACAAGGAGGACCACCAGGGCAUCCGGGUGGCUUCCAAGGGAUGCCUCCAAACUCACAGCAUCCUGGAAUGGGCCACAUGCCUCCCAACGGUCCGAUGGGACAUCCUGGUUUCGAUCCAGCCAUGGGAUCUCCUCAUGGACACCCUGGUCAUCCAAAUCAUCCUGCUUAUCACCAAAUGCCUCCUGGAACUCCAGGACACUACGACCCCAAUCAAGGAUUUCCGCAGCAUCAUAAUCCCACGAUGACUCCUCCAAUGACACCUGAAACACAAAUGGUUCACCCUGGUUUCCAUCCAGGUCAGCCUCAUCCCGGACACGGGCCUCCUCAAGGCCAUCACAUGCCUCCCCACCAACAGCAACAACAAGCUGCUCCCCCGCAAGCGCAGAUGAGUAACUGGUUUGAGCCAAUUUAA